This is a messenger RNA of Quercus robur (English oak), 1936 nucleotides long. RefSeq names its product UDP-glycosyltransferase 13-like. Gene Ontology annotation, molecular function: UDP-glycosyltransferase activity. The record is from RefSeq and is a predicted model, not a curated record. Bases 226 to 1614 code for a protein of 462 amino acids. Lineage: Eukaryota; Viridiplantae; Streptophyta; Magnoliopsida; Fagales; Fagaceae. The transcript has a single exon.
AAAAACUUCUCAUACAAUGUUGGCCACUGCGUCUUCACUAGUUGGUGAAGACUGAAGCAUUUGGUCAAGAUUGUUUCACAUGAAGCAUAUGCUUCACCAAGAAAUCUAUCUAUCUACUCAUAUCAUAUCCCUACCACCAAUUGAUAACAAAAAUCAACUCUAUCAUCCAAGGCAAGGACUAGGAGUCAAUCUACAGACAAACCUCUUUAGUCUUUACCACCAACAAUGGCAGACAACAUUGGUUCCCAAACUCCUCCCCACAUAGCCCUCUUUCCAAGUGCUGGAAUGGGUCACUUGACCCCCUUCCUCAGGAUUGCUUCCAUGCUGUUAUCCAAGAACUGUAUGGUCACUCUAUUCACAGCCCAUCCAACAGUGUCUGCUACAGAAUCCACUUACACUUCCUUGUUCCUUUCCACCCAUCCACAACUCAAGCAUGUCAACUACCAAAUCACUCCCUCCCACCACUCCAAUUCCACCACUGAUGACCCUUUCUUUCUCCAAUUUGCAGCCAUCAGCCGCCAUGCCCAUCUUCUCCAUCCUUUGUUAUCAUCUGCAUCUCCAUCUUUCUCUGCCAUCUUUUCUGACUUCUCUUUAGCUUCUAGUAUCACACAAUUUGCUGCUGAUCUUGCCAUUCCCAACUAUAUUGUCUCCACCACCUCAGUCAGAUUUUUUUCUCUUGUGGCAUAUCUUCCAAUACUCACUUCAGAGCCUGCUAAACUUAGUAGCAGUUCUUUUGAAGUCAAUAUCCCAGGACUGACCCCUCUGUCCAUAUCAAGCAUUCCCCCACCAUUCUUUGACCCAAAUCAUCUCUUUACAGCACAUAUAGUUUCAAAUGCUCCAGCCUUCUCAGAAGCAAAAGGAAUCAUAAUAAACACAUUUGACUGGUUUGAACCAGAAACUCUUGCUGCAGUCAACAGUGGCAGGGCUUUGUCCAAUCUCCCACCAAUCCUUCCAAUUGGACCGUUAGAACCUUAUGAGCUUAGUAAGGAUCAAUUCCAGAGUCUGCCAUGGCUAGACAACCAACCAGAAGAAUCUGUAGUUUAUGUGAGCUUCGGAAGCAGAACAGCCAUGUCAAAAGAUCAAAUAAGAGAACUGGCAGAUGGGCUAGAGAGAAAUGGGUGUAGAUUCCUGUGGGUAAUUAAGAGCAGUAAAGUCGAUAAAGGAGAUAACCAAGAGCUGGAAGACCUACUUGGCAGUUCAUUUUUAGAAAGAACACAAAACAAAGGAAUUGUAGUAAAGGGAUGGGUGAACCAGCAAGAGAUUUUAGCACAUCCUGCCACUGGAGGGUUCAUAAAUCAUUGUGGGUGGAAUUCAGUAAUGGAAGCAGCUUCAAUAGGAGUGCCUUUGCUUGCAUGGCCACAACAUGGGGACCAAAGGGUAAAUGCAGAAGUUGUGGAGAAUGCAGGGUUGGGGAUAUGGGCAAGGGAUUGGGGUUGGGGUGUGGAGCGGUUGGUGAAGGGGGAAGAGAUUGAAAGAAAGAUUGGGGAACUGAUGAAAAAUGAGAAACUGAGAGAUAGAGCCAGGAAGGUUGGGGAAGAGGCCAGGAAGGCUAGAGGGACUGGUGGGAGUUCAAACAAGGUGCUUAUGGGAGUCAUUGAAGUUCUAAAUCUCUAAAUCAGAAGACAAGGAAUAAAGUUAGUUCUACAGUUUUUCUUUUAUCAUUGUGUUAAGAUUGCCUCCUAGAGUUUAGUUCAAUAAAGGACUCCUUCAGUUGCAUGUGACUAGGAGAUUAGAUUGCUUUCUAUCUUUUGUUAUCAUCGUUUGUUAUUAGAUUGCUAUUAUUAUAUAGAAGGAUAGGUGUUAUAGUCUUAUAGUUAUUAUCUAGUUUCGGCUAAGGGAUUAUAACUGUCAUUGUUAUCUGUCCUUGUUACUUGGUAUGUAUUUAAAGUAAUGAGAAAUAAGAGGCAACAGAAAAUCAAACCAAAAAUUCCUUUUC